AUGGAUUUGCGCACCAUCAUGAAUACUGAUGCCGGCGGCGCAUCCAAAGCCAAAGCACUGCCGCCCAACCAGUCGUCCAGCCCUGCCUCUGAUCUAUCUCAGAAACAGCGCGCUCAAUCGGCCUAUACAGAGUAUCCAGCACGUCCCCCACAGCCUCCAUUGCAACAUCCACCGCAUGCCUCACCCGAGCGAUCCUCGCCCUACGGGCCUACCCAAUCACCAUACCAGCAGUUCAACGCAGGACCCCCUCCGAUAAAUACAGCAGUACAGUCUCAAAGAACGCAAAGCCCUACACAUGUCUCUACUCCCUACGGUUCCGGAGCGCCCGACCCAUAUGGUGCAGCGGCGUACAAUUCGCAUCCCCAACACCCCGCGGGCCCCUUGGCCUCCCCAUAUACACCACAGCCCAUGAGCGCAGGAGUUCAAAACACUGAGCCGGCAUCAUAUUUUGCUCAGCAGCGUUCCCAUUCUCUUCAUAGUGUUAUGGCCAACCCGCGCCCCAUCACCCGAGACAGUCCGCCUUCCGUCCCCCAGCCUCAUCCAUCGCAUCAAUUCUCUCCCUCCGCCCAUCAGUCGGUACCGGGAACUCCUUUGGGACCUCCACCUGCCUUUAUAUCGCUCCUCGGACUGCUCAUGACCGGCAAACACGAGAUCCUACACAAGUGCCAUCGCCAUCAAGACAACGUCAAUUCUCUCCCCCACUCCCGACCGACCGAUCACGCACCUCCCUUCCAUCCCACUGGUAUAAAGCAAGAGCAAUCGGAGACUGCAAGCCCUGAAUUUUCUCGGCAAAAUAGCAUUGCAGCAAACUCUGAUUCCGCCGGAGCUGGUCCGCGUCGCCCGUCUGAAGACAAGUGGAACGAUAGUCCUACAGCACCAUUCCAUUCUGGACCGGGGUCAGAUUCACGCGCCUCACCUAUUGCGACAUCCCAUACGCAGAUAAACAGCUCGCCAUCGGCCUCGCGAAGCGGUUCUCAUUUCAAGAUGGAGAUUGACCAUGAGCCAAACCAGCGCAUAUCAAGUCAGCCGCCGAAGAAAAAAAGGAGGCGAUACAAUGAGCCUCCAAUUUAUGCCCAGCGGAGCGUGCGUACCAAAGGCAGACCCCCGAUGAUCCCAAAUCCUCAGCCCCCUAUUCCGAAACACGCCAGGCAGUUGCAUGAAGAGCGACAGCUCAGCCGUCGGGCUUCCUCAGCAACUGGAGCUGCAGUUACGGCCGUCACUCCUACCUCCGUUCGAACACCUGUUGCAGCGCCACCAAGCGCCAACGGUCCUCCCACCCCGGCUGCAGCCUCAGCACCGACUCCAGCACCGGUAACCGCGCCGAGCACCAACAAUACCAGCACCAAAGCGGUGGGAAUUUUGGGACCGUGGGAGCCGUCAAUCACCGGAUUCAUUCCUCACGAAGAAGUUACAAAGCUUCUCUGCGAUUUUCUAUUUCAACAUGUGGUGAUGAGGAACGACGUGGCCACCGGCUCCGCAGCCGCUGGGCAGGGUGCUAUCAUCGAAAUAGAAGGGAAAUUGGGCCAUGUAAUGGACAUGGACAGAGGAGAAAGGCUGAAUUUGCCAAUUCUUACUGAAACCGUUGUCAACCGAGAUAUUCCACGAUUCCGCACAUCGUUUGAAAGCAGCAUGACUGUUGAACAACACCGUGCCAUGAAUAAUUUCCUGAACGAGGCAGUCAAGGCUUCCAUGCCUGGUACAAACUCCACUCGUGUUCCAAUAUCUUACGCACACAAAAAGGAGCGUGAUACCUUUUACGAAGUGUCUCCCGCCGAUCUGCCUCCAGUAAUUCGCCAAAACCUAAACCCUCGCCACAAACCAAAGGUCCGGGUGACAACAGACCAACGGACUGGUGAAGUGCUCGCAAAGAUCGUCAAAUGCCGUGUCGCCGAUAUCGAUGUGUGUAGUCCACGUACAACCGUCGACUGGCGCGUGAGCGUGAACCUAGAAAUGGAGUACGAAGGUGAUCAUCGCAACCUGCCUCUAGUGGACAUGUCCAAAGGAGGCCGUGGCGAGCGGAACAAGGACCGCAUGAGCUACCGACACUUGGCCUACCAAGUUGAUCUGACCCAAGUAGCCAAAGCUGAGCCUGCAACGAAAAACGAAUUCGAACACGAGCUCGAAGUCGAAGUGUCCGCUGAUGAAGUUCGCCGACAGGGUCAACUUGCAAUGAACGGGGACCCAUCAAAUCAGUAUGAGGAGUUGGUCAAAGGUUUCGUGGAUAAUAUUCGCGUGCUGGCACGAGCGGUGCCACCUUGA
Penicillium pulvis is the source of this 2259-nucleotide messenger RNA. RefSeq lists its product as uncharacterized. The transcript is spliced from 4 exons. Gene Ontology annotation, biological process: 7-methylguanosine mRNA capping; polynucleotide 5' dephosphorylation. The coding region runs from base 1 to 2259 and encodes 752 amino acids. Gene Ontology annotation, cellular component: mRNA capping enzyme complex. NCBI's taxonomy places the organism in Eukaryota, Fungi, Ascomycota, Eurotiomycetes, Eurotiales, Aspergillaceae. Gene Ontology annotation, molecular function: polynucleotide 5'-phosphatase activity. The record is from RefSeq and is a predicted model, not a curated record.